Messenger RNA from Trichomycterus rosablanca, 1257 nucleotides. It is a transcript of the gene kcnj11, whose product is annotated as potassium inwardly rectifying channel subfamily J member 11. Bases 1 to 1143 code for a protein of 380 amino acids. The transcript has a single exon. Gene Ontology annotation, molecular function: ATP-activated inward rectifier potassium channel activity. Gene Ontology annotation, biological process: regulation of monoatomic ion transmembrane transport; potassium ion import across plasma membrane. NCBI's taxonomy places the organism in Eukaryota, Metazoa, Chordata, Actinopteri, Siluriformes, Trichomycteridae. The record is from RefSeq and is a predicted model, not a curated record. Gene Ontology annotation, cellular component: plasma membrane.
AUGUUGUCCAGGGAAGGUCUUAUUCCAGAUGAUUAUGUUCUGACCCGGCUGGUAGAGAACGUUUUACAGCCCAAAUACCAAGCGAAACAAAGGAAAUCGCGCUUCGUAGCCAAGAAUGGCGCAUGUAACGUGGCGCACACGAACAUCCGCGAACAGGGGAGAUUCCUCCAGGACGUUUUCACCACCGUGGUAGAUCUGAAAUGGCUCUACACGCUGUUCAUCUUUACCAUGUCGUUCUUUUGCAGCUGGCUAUUGUUCGGGAUGGUCUGGUGGCUGGUUGCCUUUGCGCAUGGAGAUCUGGACGCGCAAAGUGAGGACUUUAUCCCGUGCGUAACACAGAUCCACUCGUUUUCCUCAGCAUUUCUGUUCUCCAUAGAGGUUCAGGUAACAAUCGGCUUCGGAGCACGCAUGAUCACGGAGGAAUGCGUUGGCGCAAUAGUGGUUCUGAUAAUACAGAACAUCGUAGGUCUGGUGAUCAAUGCGGUCAUGCUGGGAUGCAUCUUUAUGAAGACUGCGCAGGCGCGGCGGCGCGCCGAGACUCUGAUCUUCAGCAAGCAUGCAGUGAUCACGCUCAGGAAUGGAAAGCUGUGUUUCAUGGUGCGCAUCGGAGAUCUGCGCAAAAGCAUGAUCAUCAGCGCUACAGUGCGCAUGCAGCUGGUCCGCCGCAGCACCACGGAUGAGGGGGAGAUCCUGCCCUUGGAGCAGAUCGACAUCCUAACGGAUAACCCGGUCGCUGGAAGCAGCAUCUUUCUCGUCUCACCCCUGAUCAUCAGUCACGUGAUCGACAAAAGCAGUCCCAUGUAUGAACUCUCACCAGAGGAUCUCCUGCGGGAGAACAUUGAGGUGAUCGUGGUGCUCGAAGGUGUGGUCGAGACCACCGGGAUCACCACCCAGGCUCGGACAUCCUAUGUCUCCGAUGAGAUCCUGUGGGGCGAGCGCUUCGUGCCAACCGUGUCCGAGGAUGAUGGCAUCUACGCCGUGGAUUACUCCAAGUUCGGCAACACUGCCAGAGUUCCCACUCCGACCUGCAGUGCCCGCAAACUGGAAGAAGAAGGAAAUGUGAACCGCUUUAUUAAAGCAAGGGACUUAAACAAAACCACAAGAAGGCGGCUGAAGCGCCAAGCGACCACCCCAGAUUUGUAAAGGAGGGUACACUGGAAAGAUAUUUUAUAGAUAAAUAUAAUAUAUACAAUCGUUUGGAGACUUUUGCAGAGUUGCAGUGUAGUAGAUACACUUACCUAUUUCUUAUUAGGCACA